CAAGCACAAUCCAUCAAACACAAACUUUUCUCAACAUGAGAGCCUCAAUGAUCUCACUUCUCUUUCCUCUCAUAGCAAUCCUAAUAACCACAUUCACACAAAUCUCAUAUGCUCAAAACUCACCACAAGACUACCUCAACAUUCACAAUAAAGCACGUUCUCAAGUUGGUGUUGGCCCAAUAUAUUGGGAUCAAAAUGUUGCUUCAUAUGCACAAAACUAUGUAAACCAAUUAAAAGCAAAUUGCAAAAUGGUACACUCAAAGGGUCCAUAUGGUGAAAAUUUAGCAUGGAGUAGUGGUGACAUUACAGGAACAUCUGCUGUUAACAUGUGGAUUGAUGAGAAACAAUACUAUGAUUACAAUAGUAAUACAUGUGCUGUUGGUUAUAGAUGUGGACAUUAUACUCAAGUUGUUUGGCGCGAUUCGGUUCGCAUUGGAUGUGCUAAGGUAAAAUGUAACGAUGGUCGGAGUACGAUUAUUAGUUGUAACUAUGAUCCUCCUGGUAAUUAUAUUGGUCAGAGGCCUUUUGAUGUUGAUGCUUUUGAAUUGCCAUUGAGCUUCAACCAUGGUGGUUUUGGUGAUAAGUAAGGGGAAUGUUGUGAAUGAAUAAAUUGAUUAGUGACAGUUUUGUGUAUAUGUUAGUAUAUGCAGAAAGAGUCACAUUUUAUGUGUUUUUAGCUUUGAGUUUAAUGGAUUUUCAAGCCUUUGUAUAAGUUUGUUUAAUUUGGACAAAUUAUGAGCAGUUGGGUUAUUUCGACAC
Molecule: messenger RNA, 759 nt
Organism: Trifolium pratense (red clover)
Lineage: Eukaryota; Viridiplantae; Streptophyta; Magnoliopsida; Fabales; Fabaceae
Product: pathogenesis-related protein 1-like
Exons: 1
Coding region: 36-587 (183 amino acids)
Cellular component (GO): extracellular region
Source: RefSeq, a predicted model, not a curated record